Triticum turgidum subsp. durum (durum wheat) is the source of this 390-nucleotide messenger RNA. The record is from the annotation of a GenBank genome assembly. NCBI's taxonomy places the organism in Eukaryota, Viridiplantae, Streptophyta, Magnoliopsida, Poales, Poaceae.
AUGGUGAGGAAGAGGAAGGAGCUGCUGUCGUCGGCGCCAUGGCGGACGGGGGAGGCGGAGGAGGACGACGAGGCGUCCAGGAUGAGCCGCGAGGGGAAGGUCACCGUCACCAGCAACCCCGGGGAGACGCCCACCAUGAACAUGCCACGCAGCAAGCGCCCGGACCUCGACCUCGCCGUCGACGACUUCGAGGAGGACGAGAUCGACCCCGAGCUGCGCUACUCCUUCCAGCGCAACAGCAGGUUCCUGCGGAGAGUUUUCACGGUGGACACACUUGUCAAGCCUCUUCCUCCUGUGAUGGCAUACAGUGUCUCCCAUGAAGAAGGAAUUGCCAAUGCACAGAGAUCCCUUGGACUGGGAAGCGAGGAUAGCUCCCGGCGGUUUCGCUGA